CAUUUUUAUUUAUUCUCAGACCCGCCCACAAUUCAAAAUGUCACCACGUCAUCUAAGAAGUCUUGGAUUGGCCAGACAGUGACUCUGAAGUGUCUUUCUGAUGGUGUUCCUACACCAACGAUCUCAUGGUACAAACCUGAAGGAAGUGAAAUAAACAGAGUCAGAGCCAGAGAAAACAAAGUACAAGUGCCACUCAGGGGUGAUCAUGAUUUUGGUAAUUACAAGUGCAUUGCUGCCAAUGUACUUACUCCAUCUGAUGAGAAAUUAAUAAAGAUAAAUCAGAUAAGUAAGUAAAAAAAAUCAGUGUAUUUUGAUAAGAAGAAAACUAUACAUAAGGUCAGCAUUUUCUUUUGCCUUUGCUCAUUAUCACUGUUUCAGUUGCAGUAGAAGUAAAAGCCAAAUGUUCUUACAAAGUAUUGGACAGACUGACUUAUUCACUUUAUACAUCUCAUUCGAUGAUUUAACAUGUAAUACGUGCGGAUUUUUCGCAAGGCCCAUAGGUGUGUGGAAAAAUAUAAGCCUAUGUUAAACCAUCGAGUAAGAGAUUCAUUAUUCCACUAUUCUUUCAUUCUCUAACAAUUUGGCCGUUUAUUUUUUGACAUACAUCCUACGGCCUUAUCUGAGCGUUCUGUUCGCUUCUUUCCUCUCUUCAGCAGCGUUACACCUCAUAUUUUUCGUUUUCGUUAUCCCAAUGAGGUAUAAAGGCGUGAUAGUGGAAUUUUGCCGGAUAUAGUUGGCCUGAUCUUUUAGUGGAAAAUGCACCCAUAUUUGUUUAAAAUAUUUAAAGUAAACUGUCGACACCUUGCCCUUUGGUAGCAUUAAACGCGUUACCAAAGAGCGUUGAACUUCAGGCAGAUUGAUGACAUCCUCCCAUGCGAGUAUCCAUAGGAAACUUCCUCAACCAUGGAUACCUAAUUUUUCCUCUUUUUAUUAGGCUCUUGGCUCAAUUUAUCCGGUAGCUACGUGUAUAUUCAUUAAAAUGUGAUAAUACAUGGACUUGUAUUCAUCCUAAGUAUUGUGACAAAACUCAUAAUGAGGUAAUCACCCCAAAAAAUUUUUCCUUUUAUUAUUAUUAGUUUUUUUUUGCUCAACAUGGUCUCUUUUUUAUGGUAAUAUGUAGAGAAACCAGGGAAAGCAUCCAUCCAUUCAUCAGAAUCAGUCAUUCAAGCAACUUUUAUAACAAUAAGAUGGACUGCACCAGCUGAUGAUGGAGGAAGUCCGAUUACAGGAUACCGAAUGAUCUUACUAAAGGGUGAAACUGAGGUAGAAAAGGGUGAUAUCACCGAUCCUGGGACGACACAUUAUUCGUUUCGUAAGUUGGAGAGAGAUACCAACUACACGGUGAAACUGUUUUCCAGAAAUUUUGUAUUCGAGGGAGAUCCUACUGUAGGGACGAUUAAGACCAAGUUUGAAGGUGAGGAAUCACAAUUGAUGACUGAGCACUUUACACCAAUCAUUUUGCUGCCAACUUAGAUUUUUUGUGAGUGGUCCCAAUUUAACAUUGUUAUCUGCUCGCCACAUUACAAGAUUUUUUAUUUUAAGUGUUUGUCCCCUCCUUAGUGGCCAGUUUCCUUUCCCUUUCCAAUAGUUAUUUGUGAGGUACUUACGUUUGAAGAAGCAUAAUAAUAAAUAAAUAACAGGUGAGCGUAGGUGAGACCAACAGACAACCUACGCGGUUACGUUCCGUAAAUACGACCUGUUUUAUUAAGUAAUAUUUGCCUUUACCUUUUUUUGAUGUUCACGUUUCAUAACUUGUUGGUAUAAAUCAACAACAACAACAGCCGCUAAAUAGUGACCUUUGAGUUGGUUGAAUGCAGUUUUCCUAAACUCUUACCGGCUAUAUUCGGAACGCCCAGUAACCAACUAUCCCUUUUGACAGUGAGACGACUUUCACACAUCGGUUGACCAAAUAAUUAAAGUUUGAGGUAAUGGGCCUUUCAUGAAAAACGCUUUUAAUAUGCCAAUCUUAUGGGGAAGUGUCGUCAAACAGUUUGUGGACGGUCUCAAAGAAUCCUCCGUAUAUUUUCUUAAAGAUAAGAAAAGUACAAGCGAGGAAAACAGAGUGAAAGAAGUCAAGCUAUGAGCUGUAACCUGAUGAAAUAGGAAAAAUUACGACGCACGAAAAAAGUUUGUGAUAGGUAUUAAAAAAGCUAAAUCACGAAAUUAAACCUCUUGCUUAUAAUGAAGGUGAAUGGAUACCGUUUACUGAAAUACCUGCCCGCUAUAUUCAAAGCACUUAAAAAGAAUCAAACCUCCUUAGGUCCUAUAGCUAUCAGAAUUUACUACUUCAUUUAUUGCCAUUUUGUGCGCACUUCGGCACACUUACCGUGCUAAACAUUCAAUUGUUUUACACGUGUAGUACUUCUUGUGUAAAGGCCAGGUUUGGUUUGUUUCAAAACUAUGUCACCGACUUACAAAUAAGCAGUAUUAGCGCCAAUUCCAGUCGGUGAUACCGUCAGUAAAAUUAUAUUCCUCAGUAUAUAUUGUCAAUCGAGGCAAAAUGGCGGCAUUUUCAAGACUCCCAUAGCUUGUUUUGAUUUCGCAGGAGUAAGCCCAAACCAAAACAAUUAAGUUGCUGUUUUCAGGAAGGUUUCUUUUUAACUUCAUCCGGCACAUAUCUCACUCAAAAAAAAAGUAUUGUGCUAACAGGUGUGAAUUUAUUAACUGAAGUUGAGCAGCCGUAAUAUGGCUACGAAGUUCGUCGCACCUGUAAUUGCUUUAGCGCUUCUUGUCAUCACCUCCUCAGUGGGCAAAGCCCCUGGAAAAAAGGGCUUGUUGUCUCGGUGAAAAAACCCGCGUUAGUUUAUGUUUGCAGUCGAAAAAUAGUAGCCCUGGACGCUCAAAUGACUCGAGAGGCGGAGCAUGCGCACUCAAUUUCCCGCUGUGUCAUUGCCAAGUGCCUGUACUAAGUCAUGCGCGAUGUCAAACUUUGAAAAGCAGAAUAUAGUUGUACACGAACUGAGUUUCUUUCUGUAAUUACGUGACACAAAUGAAUGGCGAAUUGCUACGUCAUCUAUGCAUCAGUCCUUCAUUUGAUCAUAUGUAAGUAGCUACUGAAUGGCAGUAGAGGUCAAUUUAUCAUUCAAAUUCAUCUUGUAAAUGUAGUAUUUGUUUUAAGUUACAACCGACUAUCAUUUUAGGCUUCUCGUUAUUACUUUUUGUCCUUUCAAAUUAUUUUGAAUUCAUCUCAGUACUUAACCUAAUUUUGCUUGCCAUACACUUUCGUUUCAAAAAUAUCCCAAAUAAAUCCUCGACAAUUUACAUAUUAUUUAAUCACUGAUAAUGAUUGUGACCAGAUUUGUAACAAGAAGUUGUAUAAUUAUUAGCAACUUCACGCUGUUCGUGUCUUUGACAUCAAUCUAGGAGCCCCAGAUGUGGUCGAAAUAGACGAACUGCCGGGUGAAACAACGGAAGAUACAAUUACCUUAAAGUGGAAGGAGCCAGAAAGUAAUGGAAAAGAUAUUAUCAUGUAUAUAGUGUACCAAAGAGUAGUGACUGAUGGAAAAGUGGGACAGUGGAAAAUAAUAGAGAACAUCAGCAAAGUUUCUGUGAGAGAAUUGAAAAUAACGUUGGAGAGAGGAAAGGUGUAUCAGUUUGCCGUUACUGCAACUAAUGAGCUUGGUGAAAGCCUUAAACAAGAGGAAAAAAACAUCCAGCAAGUCAAGGCGGAGAGAAGUAUGUUCAAAUAAAUCUUAUUAGUUUAUCAUUUUCUUCACUUUUUUCAAGCACUCUCCGUGUCAUCAACAUCGAGGUUUUUACGGGUGAAUUCUUCGCUUGCAAGAACCUAAAUCAAUGAGAAAAUAUCACUUAACGUCGCAGUUGGUCUUUGUGUGCUAACUAGAGGUCCACUGGCUGAUGAACGAGAACUUGUUUUGCAAUGGUUUUUGCCACUACAUUUCAAUUAACAAGUUAAUUUGUGAACAUAUUCUUUUUAAACUUAAUUCAAUUUUUUCUUCGGUCAAUUCCGCAAAUGGUUCCCAUUUUUGAAAGGCAUUUAGGAAAUAAGUUUACAUAGAUCAUAUGUUAGGUCUCUUGCAAGAAGUUAUUGGGAUGCUUGGUCAUUGUUUUAUAUAACUAUAGCCUGGAAUUACAAUGAAGUAACCAAUAAUAAAAAAUCGAAUACUUUCCAACCUAAAGUAAACCCAAGAAAGAAUUACAGCGUCAAGCUAUUUACGCCUUGUAAAGAGUUCAAUUUUCUAAUUUUUUUGUUUUAUGUAGAACAAAGUCCCACCAAGGAAUCCCAGAGUUCUACAGAUAAUGAAAUGGACACUGCAAUAUACGCUGGAGCAGCUGCGGCCGGUGUUGUGCUUAUUAUUGGUGUAAUCAUAAUCAUUAUUCUGUGGAAACGAAGAAAGGUUUCAAGUCGUGGAAAU
Messenger RNA from Pocillopora meandrina, 4373 nucleotides. The record is from the annotation of a GenBank genome assembly. Lineage: Eukaryota; Metazoa; Cnidaria; Anthozoa; Scleractinia; Pocilloporidae.